AGAGCAGUCGUGGAAUCAUCGUGAAUCAUUCACAAACAGACUGACGAAGAAGAAGCUUCUCUCUGUGUUUCCCAAUCCCAAUUACUCUCUAAUUAUAAUUUCUUCACAACAAUCAACCAAUUUUCUCCUCUUUCUUUAUUGACAUUUUAAUGGGAAUGAUCUCCCUUCUUCCUCACAAAUCAGCCGCAAGUCUUCUCCUUCUCCUCCUCUACUUUCUCCCCCUAUACAUGUGACAAAGCUGAAAGGUCCCCUACUUGUUGUAGACUCCAAUCAAGGGCUUUCUGUUUUUUUGGGUGAAAUUUCUUCUGGUUUUUUGUGUCGUUUGGUCUGGGGACGAAUAAUGCGGGCGCCAUCGUUGCUUGCGCAGUGCUGGCCUGGUUUGGUUCCUCAUGAUCGAGGAAGUCAGAGCAUUUCAUGGGUUUCUGAAAGAGAUGUCCACCUCUCAUCGCCAGCAGUUGAGAUUGUCCCUGCAAAGGCACAUCACACGGACAAGUUUGCCGUGGGGAAUGAUGAACAUGGGGAGAGUAUCUUCAAGGGUAGGAUUAGUGUUGCUGAUAUAAUCGGAUUCACGGGCUCUGACACAAUCUCGUCAAAACCAGAUGGGUCUAUGAAAUUUUGUGACAGCUCUAUCGAUCUGGUUAAUGUUCUCAAGAAUGAGAUCCGUGAUGGACAACUGAGCUUUAGAGGCAAGAGAGUUCUUGAGCUCAAUUGCAACUAUGGCCUUCCUGGAAUUUUUGCUUGCCUGAAGGGUGCCGCCACAGUCCAUUUUCAAGACUCGAGUGCUGAAACUGUGAGGUGUUCCACCAUUCCCAAUGUCCUGGCCAACCUCGAGCAAGCUCGUGAUAGACAAGCCCGGCAACCAGAUUCUCCGCUGACACCAUCGAGACACUCUCUUUCCCCAGCAGUCCACUUCUACGCUGGUGACUGGGAAGAGCUCCCGAGUGUGCUCUCUGUAUUAAGGAGUGAGACAUCUGAAGCAGCGACAACCACGGGGAUGAUGAACUUGAGCUUCUCUGAGGAAGAUUUCAACGACGGCUGCAGCAGCCAAGAUGGCAGCGUCGUGGCCCCCGAAUCUGCCAGAAGAUCAAGGAAGCUCUCAGGGAGCCGAGCUUGGGAGAGGGCUAAUGAGAGCGAUAGUGGAGAGGGAGGUUAUGAUGUGAUCUUGAUGACCGAUGUACAGUACUCAGUCACCCCAUUGAAGAAGCAGUAUGUUCUGAUUAAGAAGUGUCUGAGGCCACCAUACGGAGUGAUGUACUUGGCGACGAAGAGGAAUUACCAUGGUGGAUACAGCAAUGGAGCUAGGCAGCUGAGAGGUUUGGUGGAUGAAGAAGGCUUGUUUGGAGCUCAUCUGGUGAAGGAAGCUGCUGAUAGAGAUAUUUGGAAGUUCUUCCUCAAGUGAAGAAAAUUAUAUCACAAUACCAAGUAGAAGAAACAACUAUACAAAACUUCAUUGUUUGCAGGCUGGCUAACUGGUUAUCUCCAAAUUUCAGACUUCAUUCUUUUUGUUAUGUUCUUCAGCUAGAACAGUGUUAUCAAAUAUUAUACUGAAUGUAUAUUAGGAAUCACAAAGUAUAUAGUGAAAAUCCCCCACCCCCUUUUUUCACUACCAAAUCAAUGGAUUUGGAAUCCAGAAAAAAAGGGGUAUUGUGAUUCCCUCCCAUUGUGAUAAUUCCCUUUUGCUAGUUUUUUCAUUUGUGAAGUUUGCUUCAUGUUUGUAGAUUAAAAUUCAUUCAUUUUAAAAUAUAGAUUGCUAAAUCCAUUGGCUGGGCUACUGAUACUGAUAAUCUUGUAGUAAUCUUUCCAUAUCUUCAU
Messenger RNA from Linum tenue, 1812 nucleotides. The record is from the annotation of a GenBank genome assembly. Lineage: Eukaryota; Viridiplantae; Streptophyta; Magnoliopsida; Malpighiales; Linaceae.